AUGAUGACCACGUGGGUUCCUGAAGAAGUUAAAUCAAGCCUGGAUGCCCUAAAAAGGAUCGUGGGAAGACAUGAUGAGCAGACUGCCAGCUCCAAGCCUGCCUUCUCACAAAUCGGCGUUAGUAAGGACGACUUGAAGCUGCCGCCUGUAUGGUUGACAAUGCUGGCUAUCCAGAAGGUGAAAGAUACUCCUGCCUUGGAUAUUUCAUGCCUGCUCGCCUUCAGUGAUGUCAGCCAUUUCAUUGACUAUCUGUUGGAUGGAUAUUCUGAAAAGGCUUCCCUGAUAGAUUUGGUCAUCCUAAAUUGCGGACUUUAUGAAAUCUUCAUUCACUACGAACAUAUUGAAACAGACUCGGCAUUGAAAGAGGAGCUUCUCGCUGCCAUUCCAAUGUGUCGUCAUAAUCUUGGAAAACUACUAGCAAAUCUUCCCCUUAACCUACCCUGCAAUAUCCAUACCAUCAGAGCUCUGCUGAUGACGGUCUAUUAUCAUUUGGGCGAGUGCGAAAUCUCUCUCGCCUGGAGCCAUAUUGCAGCUGCCGCUCAACUGUGCUUCAAACUUGGCCUUCAUACUGAUGCACAUUUAGGACAUCGGCUAGAAGACACUCGCUCAUCUAGGGCAAUGCUGUUCUGGUUGAUUUACAUGAUCGACAAGGUUGUAUCCCUGCGACUCAAUAGGCCGUUUUGCAUUGACGACAGAAAUGUGUCAAUAGGAUUGGAUUGCAUUGAGGGGCUUCCAGGGAAACGGCUUUGUGUUGUCGUGCCAAAGUGGAUCAAGAUUUCAAUGAUCUAUGGUAAAGUAUAUCUUGAUUUGCACUCGGCAAAGGCUUUAAUUGAUACACAAGAUGCACGAGAAGCGCGGGCUCGAAGUCUGGCAGAUGAACUAGAAGCCGUGUUCUACUCAAGGGAUCCAGUGGAAGAUCAACUUUUCGAGAGUAUGGGCCAGAAGCUGGGAACCGCCGCAGUGGAUAUUCAGCGAAGUGUCGACAUGGUCUCCCAUCUGUCGUGUCUCACUUUAAUAUACCGCACUAUCCAGCCUACACAAGCCCCCGGUUCAGCCUUCUCAGAAGAAUGCCUAACGACGGCCAGAGAGUGCCUCAAAAAGCAACGUAUUUGCUUGGCCAAGCUUGGCAGUGCUUCGCCCUUCUCUCUUGACGUAUAUAUUGAAUGGGCCGUCAUGGGAUGGCCAUUCGUACCUUUCGUGGUUGUAUUCUGCAAUACAAUCGAGAAUCUUGACUCAAGUGGACUAGCUGAACUUUGGAGUGUCAUAGAGCCUUUGAAGCUCAUCGAAAGUAUUUUGCCAACGUCUUAUAAGAAGCAGUUGCGACUGUUGGUAGUUAUGUACGACGUCGCGAGCAAAUAUCUCAGCUCUCAGUCUGAUGCUCUGUCAGCAGCAUAUAUGGAGCCUUCGUUUGAAACUCCUUUUAAUCUUCUGUUCCCACAAGUCGGCAUGCCUGUACCAGGUUGUGAGACGCAGAUGCAGCAGGAUUUCAACGUAAGCCCAGAUGACAGGACGGCGGGGCAGAAGGCAAGUUUGAUACGCUCGGCGGCAAACCAAAUGAAUUAUCAUGGAUUACAGGAAAUUGACUACGGCAGCCAGUUAGGGUAUUGGUUGGAGUGUGAUCAGAAGCUGCUUCAAGCUCUUGAACAUAGGUUUUAA
This is a messenger RNA of Fusarium venenatum, 1656 nucleotides long. The record is from RefSeq and is a predicted model, not a curated record. Lineage: Eukaryota; Fungi; Ascomycota; Sordariomycetes; Hypocreales; Nectriaceae.